ACUAAGAUGUGCUCAGUUCAACACGGUAGUUGGAGCAUGAUGAGUCCUCUGAUGUUUGCGUUCUGCCUCACAUGUCUGUGCUUGGAGAAAACCGCUCAGACGACGGAGCUAAAAUCAACCACUUCUGUUCACCAAGAGAGUGGAUUCAUAUCAGCUGAUGUUGGUGGGGAGAUAACUUUACAAUGCUUCUAUGAAGGUGAUGUGGCAACAAAGUUUUACUGGUACAAGCAAACUCUGGGAGAGAAACCAAGGCUCGUCUCUACUUACUACAAGUAUGAAACAAGUGUACAACUGCAUGGUGAAUUCAAGAACAAUCCACGCUUCACACUGGACACUGAAAUAGGUCGGAAUCACUUGAAGAUCACAGAUUUACGUGUUUCAGACACAGCUACUUAUUACUGUGCAUAUAGCUAUUCAUUUGUGUUUGAAUUUAUGGAGGGCACUUCUCUCAGUGUCAAAGGUUCAAGCUUGAACUUACACUUUUUGGUCAAUCAAUCGGGAUCAGAGACCAUCCAGCCAGGAGGCUCUGUGACUCUGAGCUGUACCGUCCCCACUGGGAGCUGUGACGGAGAACACAGUGUGUACUGGUUCAAAGACUCUGAGGAGUCUCAACCAGGACUCAUUUACAUCCAUGGAGAUAAGAAUGAUCAGUGUGAGAGGAAACCUAAUGAACAAAGUUGUGAGUACGAGUUGCCCAUGAAGAGCCUGAAUCACUCUCAUGCUGGGACGUUCUACUGCGCUGUCGUCUCAUGUGGACACAUUCUGUUUGGAAACGGGAGCAAGCUCAACAUUGAAGAUGAGGGAGACUCACCUGUCUUGGUGUUUGUCUUGAGUGGGGCUUUGACGUUUACUAUCAUCUUGAUUCUGUUGCUGGCUGUCAUGUUGUGUGUGAUCAACAAGAGAAACAACUGCAGAUGUGAAGAGCCUGGUGCAACAUUUCCAGCUUCUUCAACAACUAACCAACAGGGUGACCAUGAUGAGGAAAACAUCCAUUACGCAGCUGUAAGAGAGCACAGGCUCAACAGACCUAGAAGACAAGAGAACAACAUGAAGGCUGAAUGUGUGUACUCAAGUGUAAAACAGUAGAGCUGCACGUUUCAUGUGUCUGUGUAACAUGACUGAUCUGUUUCAAACAUACGUCACAGACUGUUAUAACUUAGGUUGGACACUGGUGUCACUUUAUUAUUAAAAGAUAUGUCUAAGAAGUUUGUUUACAUGUUUGAAAUAAAAUUUCAUCAUGAAAUAAAAAAUAUUCUGUAUUCUUAAAGUGUCAACGUAGGAUGUAGAGAAGCAUGUGUUAGACUGUGAAUCAUUAAACUGUGUGUUUAAAUACAUUUAGUUAAAGUUGAGACUUACGACCAUGUUUCUUUUUAACAUUUGUAUUUUAUUCUGGAAAUCCACAGC
Notolabrus celidotus (New Zealand spotty) is the source of this 1404-nucleotide messenger RNA. RefSeq lists its product as uncharacterized. Lineage: Eukaryota; Metazoa; Chordata; Actinopteri; Labriformes; Labridae. The record is from RefSeq and is a predicted model, not a curated record. Gene Ontology annotation, biological process: response to bacterium. The transcript has 5 exons. Bases 7 to 1086 code for a protein of 359 amino acids.